This is a messenger RNA of Drechmeria coniospora, 1041 nucleotides long. RefSeq lists its product as uncharacterized. The record is from RefSeq and is a predicted model, not a curated record. Bases 1 to 1041 code for a protein of 346 amino acids. Lineage: Eukaryota; Fungi; Ascomycota; Sordariomycetes; Hypocreales; Ophiocordycipitaceae. The transcript is spliced from 3 exons.
AUGGAGCUUCGCAGCCGCCAGCUCAAGACCACGACCGAACGGCACAGCAUCGGCCAGACACUUUCCGAGCAAGUACGUAUGCUUGAGCAGAAACAUAGGCAACACCGCGAACAGAGACAGCUGCAUGACAAGGAAAUGCGGGAGCUCGAGAGCCAUGUCGCCACGGUCGAAAAGGCUUUGCAGGCCGAAACGGCAAAGAACAAGAGGCUCGAAAGCAACAACAUUGCGCUGCAAAACCAGCGAGACGAGCAGGCCAAGAAUCUUGAAGUUGCCAGGUCGAGGCUCAAGGAAGAGGUAGCGAGGGCACAGGCUCUCAAGACUGACGUCAUCAAUGACCGAGAGAUGAACGAGGACCUCUCCCAGCUGCUGAGGCAAGCGACGUACGAGAGCCGAAAGUAUCGCACUGCCCUCACGGCUGGGUUCAAACUUUUGACGAACCUCAAUGAUCAGGUGACCUUUAGAGGUCUUUUACGGAAAACCGACGUCUUUCUACGUCUCAAGAUUGCCCGCGAAGAGGGCGACGAAGGGGCGGUGCGGGAGUUCGAGGCGGAAGCCAGCAUGCCUAUCGGAAACCAUCUCGAUGAGAUCAACGAGGAUGCCUUAAACGACGCCGACGGCAAUAUGCUCGCCGGCUCCUUUUUGGCCCCUCCAGUCAAGGCUCGGCAGCAUCGCUCCCUUUGGGACCUUGACUCCUCCUCCGAUGGGGCCGGCCGAAAGGUAAAGCGCAAAUUCCCUGCCGAUGACAACCAAGGAGCCAACGUUUACUUGACGCGAGCGCAGAAUGCGUUCCAUGACGAGGACGUCGUCGAAGAUGUCGAUGAUGCCGCAUCCUGCUCCCACUGUGAUAACCCGAAGCGAAUGGCAACGUCUCGAAGCGGCACGUCGGUCACUCCCAGUCCCUCACAAGGCACUGCUGACAGCCCUUGGCAGUCAAAUGAAUCUGGUCUGUCGCGACGAAGGAUGAUUCGAUUCGUAAAGGUGCCUGUCAUGGAGGAGGGAAAGAGGGGAUGGUUGGCUUGGACGCCGAACCGAAGAGGCUGA